AUGCCAAACGACAGCCUGGUGCUGAGCAGCCUGGAUGGGAUUUACAUCGGCAUCGAGUGCGUGGUUGCUUUGUUUGCCACUUUGGGUAACAUCCUAGUCAUCUGGGUGGUGAAGCUGAACUCGGCGUUUCAGAACACGACUCUGUACUUCAUCGUUUCCCUGGCUCUGGCUGAUAUCGCGGUGGGGAUCCUUGUCAUGCCGCUGGCCAUUGUGGUGAGUCUGGGCAUCAGAGUCCACUCCUACACCUGCCUAUUCAUGUGCUGCCUGAUGGUGGUUUUCACUAACGCGUCCAUCCUCUCCCUCCUGGCCAUCGCGAUCGACAGGUACCUGCGAGUGAAGCUGCCAACCAGAUAUAAAAUAAUCAUUACAGAGAAGAGAGUUUGGUGGGCACUGGGCUUGUGCUGGUUGGUGUCCCUGCUGGUAGGAUUAGUCCCCAUGUUUGGAUGGAACAAGAUGGGACCAAGAAACCCUGACGUUCUCAGGUGCCAAUUUACCUCUGUGAUGAGCAUGGAUUACAUGGUGUACUUUGGCUUCUUCACAUGGACCCUUGUCCCUCUGCUCAUCAUGUGUGCUCUGUAUGUUGAAAUUUUUUACAUCAUCCGGACAAAGCUAAAUCAAGGUACAACCAAUGUGAGAGGGGCGGGAACUUUUUACGGACAGGAGUUCAAGACAGCCAAAUCUCUAGCACUUGUUCUCUUCCUGUUUGCAAUAUCCUGGUUGCCUCUGUGCAUUAUGAAUUGUGUUUCCUAUUUUUAUCCUGAGUGUCAGAUUCCCCCCUAUUUGAUAUACUUGGGAAUCCUGUUAUCCCAUGCCAAUUCUGCCAUGAACCCCAUUGUCUAUGCUUGCAAGAUAAAGAAGUUCAAAAACACAUACCUUUUAAUUUUAAGGACCUAUAUCCUGUGCAAAACCCCAGACCCAGUUCUUACAGAGCAAACAACAGACCAACAAUCAUAA
Messenger RNA from Phaethon lepturus (White-tailed tropicbird), 954 nucleotides. RefSeq names its product adenosine A3 receptor (gene ADORA3). Bases 1 to 954 code for a protein of 317 amino acids. Lineage: Eukaryota; Metazoa; Chordata; Aves; Phaethontiformes; Phaethontidae. Gene Ontology annotation, biological process: G protein-coupled adenosine receptor signaling pathway. Gene Ontology annotation, molecular function: G protein-coupled adenosine receptor activity. Gene Ontology annotation, cellular component: synapse; dendrite; membrane. The record is from RefSeq and is a predicted model, not a curated record. The transcript has 2 exons.